GCGUUUGGCUUUCGGCCACGUUGCGCGCUGGGCUGAUGGCGCAGAUGCGAUGUAGGACGCAGGUGGUCAUUGUUUUUCUGAUGCUUGCGGCUUUGCUGCGGCGGAGGCCGGAACUGUUUGUUCCUGGCUUGCCGUGUCGCUCGGCAACUUGGAGAGGUUCGCGCAGUGCGCAUGUCGCUUUGGCCAAAGUUGCCAAGACGGAGGAGAAGGUGGACCCAACCGCAUACAGGGAGAACCGGAUGAAGCAGCUGCGCCAGGACGGCGUGGAGGCGUAUCCCCACGCCUGGGAGGUGGACAUGAAGGUUGCGGAUUUGAUCGCGCAGUACUCGGACCUCGCAGAUGGCGAGCGCUCAAACGAGGAGGAUGUACGCAUCGCUGGCCGAGUGAAGAGCGUCCGCUCGUCCGGUUCGAAGCUCGUGUUCUACGACCUCGUUGAAGGAGGCGACCGGAUCCAGGUGAUGUGCAGUCCGAAGAUGUAUGAAGGAUCGGAUUUCAAAGAAGUCUAUGCCACCAUCCAUCGUGGAGACAUCAUCGGGGUGCGCGGGAUAGUGGGCAAGAGUAAGCGCGGCGAGCUCUCGGUGUUCCCGAGGGAGGUGAAGCUGCUGUCUCCGUGCCUGCACAUGCUGCCGAAGGACUACUCAGGACUGAAGGACCAGGAAACGCGGUACCGCAAGAGAUAUUUGGACCUGAUGAUCAAUGACGACGUGAGGAAAACCUUCAUGCUGCGAUCUCACAUUACCAACUUCAUUCGUCGCUACUUGCAGGACCGAGGCUUCCUGGAAGUUGAGACGCCGAUGAUGACUGCCAUCGCUGGCGGCGCUUCCGCGAAACCCUUUAUCACCAGGCACAACGAGCUGGAUAUGGACCUGUACAUGAGAGUUGCGCCAGAGCUCUACCUGAAGAUGCUCGUUAUCGGUGGCUUGGACCGCGUGUUUGAGAUCGGGCGGAACUUCCGCAACGAGGGCAUCGACUUGACGCACAACCCAGAGUUCACGUCCUGCGAGUUUUACAUGGCCUUCGCAGAUUAUCAGGAGCUCAUGAACAUGACUGAGGAACUCGUCAGCAACAUGGUUCUGCAGCUGACCGGGGACUAUACGAUUCAGUACCACCCCCAGGGGCCGGAGAAGGCUGCAGUCGAGAUCGACUUCAAACCGCCCUGGCCGCGCAUAUCCAUGGUGGACGAGAUAGAGAGGCUCACGGGCAAGGAACUCCCGCGCAACUUCGAGGAGGAGUCGGCUCGGCAGGCGCUCGACAACCUGCUCGAAUCCUUGGGCCUUGACUGCCCCCCUCCCCGCACAGCGCCGCGGUUGCUGGAUAAGCUGUGUGGGCAUUUCAUCGAGGAUCGCAUCGUGAACCCUGCCUUUGUCACUAAUCAUCCGCAGGUGAUGAGCCCGUUGGCGAAGUGGCACCGGAGCAAACCUGGCCUCUCCGAACGCUUUGAGCUCUUCGUGAUGGGCAAGGAGCUGUGCAACGCCUACACGGAGCUCAACGACCCGGUGAGGCAGUUGGAGUGCUUCCAGGCGCAAGCAAAAGCGAAAAGUGAAGGAGACGAGGAGGCGCAGAGUGUCGACCAGGGCUUCAUCACCGCGCUAGAGCACGGGCUGCCGCCCACCGGCGGUUGGGGCUGCGGGAUCGACCGGCUGGUGAUGCUGCUGGCAGACAAGAACAACAUCAAGGAAGUGAUCUUGUUCCCGGCCAUGAAGCCGCUGCGCGAGGCAGGCAGCAAAGCUUCUGCCAUUUCUCCGGAAUAAGGAUAAAUCGG
Effrenium voratum is the source of this 1762-nucleotide messenger RNA. The record is from the annotation of a GenBank genome assembly. Lineage: Eukaryota; Dinophyceae; Suessiales; Symbiodiniaceae.